Fomitopsis serialis is the source of this 303-nucleotide messenger RNA. RefSeq lists its product as uncharacterized. The transcript has 2 exons. NCBI's taxonomy places the organism in Eukaryota, Fungi, Basidiomycota, Agaricomycetes, Polyporales, Fomitopsidaceae. The record is from RefSeq and is a predicted model, not a curated record. Bases 1 to 303 code for a protein of 100 amino acids.
AUGAAGCAGGUUCCUGAGGCGCGCUCGUACUACACGCUCGAGGCGCAGGAGGACUACCAGUUCAAGCUGCCCGACCCGCCCCUUCUCGAGGGUGUCAAGACCAAGGAGAAGUCGCUUCUCAAGAUACGCAAGCUGUACGACAUCAUCAGGAAACCCACCCCACACAAAUUUGUGGAAAUCUGCACAAAUUCGCACAAAUCUCCUGGAGACCCCAUUUACUUGACCCCCCCGAUUUCCUCGCUCGAAUUCGCUCAAAUCUGCGCAAAUGCACGCUCAACAGUUGCGAAUUUCGAAGAAAUCUGA